Molecule: messenger RNA, 2249 nt
Organism: Thunnus maccoyii (southern bluefin tuna)
Lineage: Eukaryota; Metazoa; Chordata; Actinopteri; Scombriformes; Scombridae
Product: acidic mammalian chitinase-like
Exons: 12
Coding region: 580-2043 (487 amino acids)
Biological process (GO): chitin catabolic process; carbohydrate metabolic process
Cellular component (GO): extracellular region
Molecular function (GO): chitinase activity; chitin binding
Source: RefSeq, a predicted model, not a curated record
GGUUACGCCAGCCAUAGGGAACAAUGCUCUUCUUUGUAAGUCAUUUAAAAAACCUGAACCUGAAUAAGGUCGUUUUAUCUGCAAUGAUGUGAAAUUUCAACUCUCUGUCUUGCAGUUAGAAACGAGGCAGAAUAGCUACGGCUUAAUAAAAAAGUCCUUUUUGGUUUGUGAAUAUUCAGACUUUUAUUAUUUUUAACUGAGCAGAUGUUUAAUUAAAGUACAUGUAUGAUACGUGACAGAUUAGUCUUUGAUUUGUAGCUCAAGGAAAUAAUUCUCAAGUAGGCUACUAAAUGAACUGUUCUGAGAUGAUGAAGUGACCUUGGCUAAAACUUAAAUUGGAUUGUGUUUCAUUUUUAACGAAGUAAAUCUGUGGAUAAAUUUAUUCUCCUUGACAUUUGCUUGACAUCUCUUUUUUUAUUCUUUUGAAAGCAGACAGAGUUGUUUUGUAACAGCAACAGCAAAUGACAUUACUUCUGCUUCCAGUGCCUAAGCUCAGCCAAGUUGCAGCAGAACUUGGAAUUGGAUCCGCUUCAGAGAAACAAGUCCUUCACACAAGGAGAAAGUGCGCCUGUGGAGAAUAUGCCUGAAAGUGUGAUAACUCUGGCCCUGCUGCUGCAUGCGCAGCUUGGCUCAUCCUUCAUACUGUCAUGCUACUUCACGAACUGGGCGCAGUACAGACCACCUCCAACUAUUUACAUGCCCAAUGACAUCGACCCAUGCCUGUGUACCCAUCUCCUGUAUGCCUUCGCCACCAUAAAGAACAAUCAACUGGCCACCUAUGAGUGGAAUGAUGUGGAGCUUUACAGUCAGUUCAAUGCCCUGAAAAACCAGAAUGGCAACCUGAAGACUCUUCUGUCUGUCGGAGGAUGGAACUUUGGCUCUACAGGUUUCUCACAAAUGGUAUCGAGCCCUGCCAACCGUCAGACCUUCAUCACCUCAGUCAUUUCAUUCCUGAGAAAGUAUGAGUUUGAUGGGCUUGACAUUGACUGGGAGUAUCCAGCCAACAGAGGAGGCUCUGCUGAUGAUAAGGAGAACUACUCGGUUUUCCUGGAGGAGAUGAGAGCUGCCUUUGAGAAUGAGGCCAAGCAGAGCAACAAGGCUCGUCUUCUGAUGUCUGCUGCUGUGUCGGCUGGAAAGGACACCAUUGAUUCCGCUUAUCAGAUUCCCAAGCUUGGCCAGUCUCUGGAUAUGAUCAAUGUCAUGACAUAUGACUUCCAUGGCUCCUGGGACCCCAUGACUGGUGAGUGCAGUCCCCUGUUCAGAGGCCCUAAGGACCAGGGUGACUUCAUCUAUUUCAAUGUGGACUAUGCCAUGAACUACUGGAGGAGCCAGGGAGCCCCAGCUGAAAAGCUGAUUGUUGGUUUUCCUACAUAUGGCAACACAUUCACUCUUAGGAACCCUGCUGACCACGGUCUUGGAGCACCUAUUGCUGGUGCUGGAACUCCAGGAAAGUACACCCAAGAGGCCGGAGAACUAGCCUACUUUGAGAUCUGUGGCUUUUUGAAAGCUGGAGCAACUGAGGUUUGGGACCAGGCCCAGGAUGUGCCAUAUGCCUACAAGGGAAACCAGUGGGUGGGCUAUGACAACAUCAAGAGCUUCCAGUUCAAGGUUGAGUGGCUGACCAAGAGUAACUUCGGAGGUGCCAUGGUGUGGACCCUUGACAUGGAUGACUACUUGGGCACUUUCUGUAACCAAGGAAAAUAUCCACUGAUUAAUGUUCUCAAAAAGGGUCUUAAUCUGGAACAAGCAUCUUGUGCCCCUCCUGCCACUCGACUUCCACCAAUCGCAGGAGUGAGCACAACUACUGGGGGCAGCUCUGGAGGAAGCUCCAGCGGAGGCUCCAGUGGUGGCAGCUCCUCCGGUGGGGGCUCUGGCACCAGCGGCAUGGACAGUGGAUUCUGCGCUGGAAAGACCAACGGCAUGUACGCCGACCCAACAAACAAGAACCAGUUCUACAACUGCAGCAACGGAAAGACCUACUUCGAGAACUGUGCCAAUGGUCUGGUCUUUGACAGCUCCUGUUCUUGUUGCAACUGGGCCUAAAGCUGAAGUUACAAAUUGACUGGUUAACUGCUGAAAGGCUGGAUGACUCUGUUUUACAUUUGUUCUUAGUUCUCAGAGGUUAACUACUCUGAGUACGAAGUCCUUCAUUGCACAUCUGAUGUUCAACAAUGUAAAACCUGAGUAGUCCAUUUUGAAAGCAAAGAAAAUAAACAUGACUCGCUGCAGGCGUGUUGUAUGUAUCCACA